AUGACGCGGAUUGAUGACGGCGUCGCCCUGACGGCGUUCGAUCGUCGCCGGGAAAGUGUCUCCGUCUUGUCCAAGGUCGUGUUUCUUUUCGUGCUCAUUUCCGGUUGUUUGUGCCGGAUUUCCGGUGCCGGCGAUUUUACCAAAGACGUCGAUCCGAGACUCAGUAUUGAGCAGCAGGACAUGGCACGAAUCCCGCAGGAGGUGGUUUUUUCGCCAAAGGAGAAACCAGUCGGUGCCAGCAGACGGUCAGUGCAGCAUCACGUCCUACAGCAAACCAUGGAGAAUGCGGAACCCCAAGACAGGUGCCCUCAACCAGCGUACCCCAUCAACAAGGCCACUUACUGUUCCGGGGAACUCAUCAGGUGCAACAGCGACGAGCAAUGCCCUGGGGACAAGAGUGUGUGUUGCUUCAAUGGCUGCAUAUUCACUUGCAUGUUGCCCAUGGAUCAGCCACCAACUUUUGAUUGGAAUGAGGAGACGGAGAUGAGAGGCGCCGGGUCGCCGCUGUCAGGCGGCACUGGGCCAGGCGCCCACUUCGAGAGCUUACCUGUGCGCUACGACGACCCAAACGUGAGGGUUGCCACUGGGGACGACUCCCUGGCAGACCAGUGCCAUUUGUCAGCCACUCAGUAUCAAACUCUGCAAGAUUUCCGCCAUCACGACGGCAUCAAAGAAUGGCAAGUGCCACGACACAAAAAUUAUAAUCAGAAAGUACCCAAAACGGUCAUCUCGCAUCUUCGGGCAGUUUUCUCGGACCCUGGGCUCGUUCCAUUUGCAAAGACUAGGGUAGACUUCUCGGAUAAGUGGGAUGCAGGUGGAGAAACGAUGAGGGAUGUGGACUGGACAAUGUGUUCCCGAUGCGAGUCAUAUCGUCCUCCGCGUGCCCAUCACUGUCGUAUUUGCAAGCGGUGUGUUCGGAAGAUGGACCACCAUUGUCCUUGGAUCAAUAAUUGUGUUGGCGAAUGGAACCGGAAAUAUUUCAUCCAAUUCCUUGUUUGGAUCGGAGUUUUGUCUGUUUACGCUGUGAUACUGGUUGGCGUGUCAUGGCUCGCGCCACCAUGUAUUACAUGCGAUCGCGAAGAAACAAUUGUGAUCAAGCAGAGCAGAGUGAUUCAUUCGGUUGCUUUGGUGUUGGAAGCAUUGCUGUUCGGUCUUUUUGUCGCCGCGAUCAUGUGCGAUCAGUUUUCGUCGAUUCUUUCCGAUGCGACAGCCGUAGAGCAAGUUAUCAGCAAGUCAGAGGGGAACGGGUUGAACACUUUCCGGAAACCAGCAAUGGCUCUUCUUGCCGAAGUUUUUGGUAGAGGUUCGGUAAUGAGAAACGAACCAGAAGUUGGAGAUGGUGUUGCCUUAGCACAGGCUUUGCUAAAGCAAGCUGUAGUUGGGCCUGGAAUCAACAAGACCUUCUUGGGAUACCUGAAAUAUUGUACAUUAUGCCGAGUGAUUUCGCUGACUUCUUUGCUAAGGCUUGUGAGUCUGGAACCGGUAUCUGAAACGGAUAAAGGGCCGCGGCAGAGAAGGCGAUUGGCUGCCUUGAUCGAGCUUUUAUCUGAUAUCGUAUCAUCGACGCCUAUCAUGACAAGCCCACAGCGAAAAGAUUGCUUGGAAGAGGCAAAAGCGUUGUUUUCUAUGGUCGACUGGGUCGUCCGUGUUUUAAUCGUUGCAUACACGCGUUUAGAAGAAGAACAGUCAUCGGAAUAUUCGCGAAUAGUUGAUCGGGGCGCUGGUCUUCUGCAUCUGGUUCUCAUGAAGGAUGAGCUUCGUGCGAACUUGAUUCGUGUGGCUGCCGCAGAUGAUAAGUUACUCACAACGUCUCUGCGAAAGCUCGCGUCGAAAAAGUUCAAGAUUCUCACUACUGGAGGAGUGAAAAGAGACGCAUCUGGAGGUGUGAAAUCGUCGACAGAUAUUCUGAAGGCUUGUGUUGCAAAACUGGAAGAUCUGGAUUCCGAGAAUGCAGAUGCAGAAAGGUUGCUUCCAAAACUUGAUCCUGGACCUGCGCCGUGUGCUUUGGUCUCUCUCACGGCUGUGCUGAUCCAAGCUCAUUUGUAUACAGAUGCCGCUCAUUGUGGACUUUGGCUUGGAAAUGUUUGUACAUUAAAGGGGUUGAACGGAACCGACGCUUUACGAUCCAUUAUUUGUGCAGCUCUCCUGCAAUUGCAACAUUCGGACUCAUCACCGGUUUCGAGGAAGCUAGUAUAUUUCCAGUACAAAUUACCUAUGAUUUUUGAGUCCAUGCAUAAUGCAGGCUUCUGUGAAAGAUCUUCGGAAAGAUGCGAAGAAUUGGAGGCCGCCGUGAUGGAAGUUUCGAAUCUCAAUGCUCUGCUUUUUCGUGCUCAAGAAAAUUGCGGAUCUGAACCUCUCGAUGGGUUCUUGAAGGAGUGCGUAAAGAAGCGAUUGAUCGGAUCCGAUACACAGAGGAAGGCGAUGGAAAUCCGACUCAAGAAUGUUGAUUCAAUAAACGUGCGACUGAGUCCACCGACCAAAGAAGAUCUCGCUGCACAUUUGCAUACGUUGGAUGCGAAGCUGCAAAGCAUAGUGGCGUAUUUGUCCAGCAAUGAAUCUGUAUCGAGAGAAACUGUAUUGGGUUCGAUGGCUACGCUGAAGUCAAAUUCCGGCGAACUCUCACCAUUUGUGAUAGUAGCUGCUGUGACGGGGAGACUAGAACCGAUUGUUGAUUUCUGCGUUUCCUCGUGCGAAGUCAACGAGAAUUCGGGUUGCGUGAACCCGUUGUUCGAGACCGGGUUUCUAUUCCUGACGCUCUUUUCUUACGUCGCCGAAGAACAGGUUGUUGGAGCUUUGGCAAGUUAUCCAGCGCGACGAUUGACGGAUCCUAGUAGUCCGAGGAAAUUCUAUGACUUCUUCGUGACAUGGAUGGAAACGCGGGUUCAAGCAAUUCGUUCUUUUCGAGAUUACGUUGACAUGGAUUCCCUUGAUGCUUUCAUUGGUGAACUUUCCAGCUUGAGUGACUUGAAACCUACUAUGUCCUCCACGAAGCUUUGUUGGGCUGCGAUGGCGGCAGUUAAAGAAAUCCUUGCUGCCUGGGAAUCUGGUGCCUUGUUGGAAAGCGAUGCCGGGAGAUUGAUCGCUAAACUAAGCGAAAAAUCAGCCGUAUCAAGUGCAUGCAUUUAUUCUUGGCUGGUAGCCAAAGUCAAGAAUUCCGACGAUGGCAAUAAUAAAGAGAAAGCGAUUGCUGCUCUGAAAAUCGUCUCCAGCGGCGUAAAUGCAAAAAACGACGUUUUCGGUGACAAAAUGGAUCUUUUUGAGAAGGUUACUUCAGAAAUGCGGCUUUAUCCUGACGAAGUGGAUGCACUGAAGAAUCAGCGUCCAUGUAACAAAAUAAAGGUGUCGUUGCUCCGAGAAACCGAAGAUCUUGGGCCUCUGGAAAGUGCGUUUCACGAUGCUUGUUGUGGUGGGAACUUGGUUGAAUUGUGGCGGUCCAUGAUGGCAGGCAAAUCGAACGUGAAAAUGAAUCCAAGUGCUGUUGAGCAUUUUCUGAAGCUAUGGCGUUCUGGAGGUGCUGAAUGGUUCAUAAGGACUUUGGUGGAUGAAACUUUCAAAGAUCCUUUUUCGGAAGAAUUGGACACACUGGUGGAUAUGAUGGUAGGCCUUUUUCAUAUCGACAUCGGUAGCGCUUUUACAAGUUUCGUGGACGUUCUGAUGCCUCUGCUCAUCACUUCCACUGAACGGAUCUCUUACUUGAGUGCACCGUUCGUAAAUCGGCUAGCUGCGUUGUUCGUUGCUGUAACUCACUGUCGACUUGCAUCGCAACCGCAAGGGUUUUCUCAAAUGAAGAUUAAAAGGAGUGCCAGCAGUGAGGACGUCACGGAGGAUACCAAAGAAGAGAAACCCGUGGUUUCCGAAAUCGGUUCUAAUUUGGAGGAACUCUUCCAGCUUUUGAAACGGAUUACCGUGGGUUCUCGCGAUCCGCACUUCGACCCGAGAAUGCGCUUUGCACUCGGGGUGCUAAAAGCCGCUGUUGAGAUUGGGUCGAAUGCAAGGAGACGUUCUUUGAUCGUGCCCCACGUGCCUCGGGACCUCGUCGAGUGGUUCGUGGAGACAAUGGGCGAGGAGGUCACCUACGACUUGCUCAUGAAACUGGUUGACCUGAGCUCGAAGCAAGGCCGCGUCGACGCAGCGUUUUUGCUAAUGCUAAAACAGCGAGUUGCGAGUUACGGAAAUCCCUGGAUGUCUACCAAAAAGGUGGACUUGUGAAAGUGUGUGUUUUUCUUUGUCAGCUCGGGAAUUGAUUUCGCUAUUGUGAAGCCAAGUUUGUUUUGCGGAAUUGUGAAAAAGUGCCGCUGAGUUUAUUACAAAGUCGUUUGAGUAUUA
Molecule: messenger RNA, 4326 nt
Organism: Notodromas monacha
Lineage: Eukaryota; Metazoa; Arthropoda; Ostracoda; Podocopida; Cyprididae
Source: the annotation of a GenBank genome assembly